AUGUUGAUUUUCGCAUUGCUAUAUCUCUUCAUACUCUUAAGAGUCGAGACGAAAGCUAACGGCAGCACGUGCGAUGAUUUCCAAGCAAAUUUCACCAUUAAGGACAUGGUUGGCUCCUGGCACGUGGUCGCGAUUAUACCUGAGAAAAUGUUUCCGGACAACCAGAAUCGGAUUGCCUGCUAUAAAGUCGAUUUCAGCGAAACAGACACGGCAGGACUGCGAUGGCUGGUGAACAAUACCGUGGAGAAAUCGACAAAAGCCGAUCCCUUGACAAAUAUAAAUGGGGUUGUUAUAAGACAGAGGUACCAUUCGGAACGUCCGUUUGAUGUCUGGUCUAAAUCCAUCGAAGGUGUGAACGGUUGCUUCAAGCAAGUUCUAUCCUUGGAUACUGAUAAGAGCGAACUGAGCAAAGCAAUCACACACGAUGACAUGAUGCAACUCCAUAUAUUGGAGACCAAUGACAACGCUGGACCAUUUCUGCUGCAAAUGCUUUGGGGGAGAAUGAUCGCCGUGGUAAUUUAUCGACGGCAAGAGGGGGUGACUCAAGAUGAGCUGAAACCCGUGUUUGAAAUGGUGACCAAGCUGCGAGGACCGCAGCGGAUCCCGAAAAUCUGCGGCGGACCUUUUAGAGACGUUUUUAAGCAAAUA
Iphiclides podalirius (scarce swallowtail) is the source of this 648-nucleotide messenger RNA. Lineage: Eukaryota; Metazoa; Arthropoda; Insecta; Lepidoptera; Papilionidae. The record is from the annotation of a GenBank genome assembly.